Molecule: messenger RNA, 5807 nt
Organism: Periophthalmus magnuspinnatus
Lineage: Eukaryota; Metazoa; Chordata; Actinopteri; Gobiiformes; Gobiidae
Product: kinase non-catalytic C-lobe domain-containing protein 1
Exons: 31
Coding region: 118-5412 (1764 amino acids)
Biological process (GO): small GTPase-mediated signal transduction
Molecular function (GO): guanyl-nucleotide exchange factor activity
Source: RefSeq, a predicted model, not a curated record
CGCAAAUAAGCAACACACGUUAUCAAAAAAACUUCGGUAUGCCAUCCGUCUCGACUGGAAAGACAUUGUGGGUAGAAAAUCCCCUCGCUGCUUCUUGAAUCGAAGGAAGUUGCAGCAAUGGAGAAGACGCGUAACAGCGACGCCGGAGUCACGUACUUGGGGAAAGCAGACGAAAUAGACGGAGUUUAUGAUCUGGAACAUCUGGAACAUCUGCCACCGUUACUAGAGGAUGAGGAGAACGUGUCCCUGGCUGAUAUCCUGUCUCUGAGGGACACUUGUCUUUUGGAGGACGAGGUGUGGGCCAUGUGUGGGGAGUGUGCUCUGGCUCUUCAGAGUAUCAGCCAGUCUCAACUCUUCCACUCUCUGUGCAUCACCCCCGACACUCUGGCCUUCAACGCCCAUGGCAACGUGUGCUUCAUGGAGCAGCUCAGCGAUGACCCAGAGGGCAGCUUUGUCCCGCCGGAGUUUGACAGCACCGGCAGCACAUUUGAGGGCCAUGUCUUCUCUCUGGGCUCCACUCUCUCUGCUGCUCUGAGCUUUGUGAUCGAGCCAGAGCUGGAGUCUGAUCUGGGACCGGAGCUGUCCUCUCUCCUGGAGCAGAUGCAGCAGGAGCAGCCCGAGGACAGGCCCGCCCUUAAGGACGUCUUGUCUCUGGCCCAGUCCCACCUCUCUCACACCUCCUCCGCAGCUGUUUGCAGAAGGCUGUCGUCUGCAGGCAGGAGGGUCCUCUCCAUCGAGUCCUUCCAAGAUGGAGCAGAAGGCUCAUGGGAGGCGCGGUGGCAGCAUCCCAAACCCAGAUGUCUGCUGAAAGGACUGAGCUCAGAGGAGAAUGACAAAAACCUGAGCGCUGAUAGUCCAAUUAAGACCAACGGUUUGUCCCGGCAACAGGUGUGCACGGGCUGGGACUCCUCCCUAUGGGCUGAGGACAUGGACAGUGGCAUCGGACAUAGUAUGAACUUCAGAGACGAGUUGGAUUUCCGUUCUUUUGACAGCUCCCCAGUGAUGAGGCGUUCCCAGGCCCGGUGUAACCGAAUCCGAGGGGCUCUUAACCGCUCCUGCUCUGUCCCGGACUCCAACAAUCCCCCACUGCUGUCUCCCAAGUCUUGUGGAGACAUCAGCAUUCCCGUGUCCGACCUCAGUGAGAUCGGCGGAGACGAGGACCAGCCAAAAUCCACCUGGAAAAUGGAGAGAUUAAACCGGGGUAGUUCUUGUGAAUGCUACACUGUUAGCACCAUUGAAGACUAUAUGAACUCAACGAUGGGAUGCUACAAUUCCCGGGAAAGCUUAAAUGAACCGCUGCAUAUAGAGGAGGUGAACAGAGAGGAGGACAGGGAGGAAGAAGGAGAAAGGGAUUUACUGUCGCUCUGUAAUUCCUGUCAAGAUCUGGAGCAGGACUCUUGUGGGAAUUCUCUAAAUAAUGGGCUGUGCACAAAUAACCACAUGACCAAAAGUAUGCUGUGUCUCAAUGAGGAAUCUCAGGAUGAGUGGAUUUCUCUGAGAGAGCUGCUCACUCGCUGUGGUCGGAGGCUGAGUGUGAACGAGCUGUGGGCCCUGUGCUACACCUGCCUCUCCUCUCUGCAGACCUACAUCGACUUCCCAGCAUAUCUUUCCCUGGACACCGUGUUUGUGGGCUGUGAGGGGGAGGUACUCUUCUUAAAGCCAAAAAACAUAGGUUACUGUGAUGAAUUCUAUCUUGCCCCUGAAUAUCAAGAGCAUGGAAUAGUCACUGAGAAGGUGUGCAUCUACGGCAUCGCUGCUAUUCUGUGGGCUACGGCAAAGUUCAAUUUAUCAGCCAAUCAGAAGCUAGCGAUGCCCCGUAAACUGAAGAGGCUGCUGCUGGAGAUGGCCAAGAGGACUCCCAUCGAGAGGCCAACUAUUGCCACGGCUAAAAAGACUUGUCGUGACUACUUAUCACGUCAGGGGACCAGCGCAGAGACAGUGUGGGACAGGCUCAUACAAAGAGUGCACAAGCCAGUGUCAAAAUACAUAGAAGAUGAUUUGAAAACAAGUGAUAGUCAACAACUUUCAAAUGAAGACUCCGCACAACUCAACGGUGGCUUUGUGCCCAUGGCCACUGAGAGCCGACUGGCUCCUGUACCUGGCCCUAUUCCCCACAGUUAUCCAGUCGUCAGAGAACUACAGCUCCCAGAAGCCUUCACUUCCACCGCCACUCACUUCACCCCCAUCAUUCUGACCAAUCAGGACGCAGCGGAGAAGAGUCCUAGUGUUGGAGAUGAGCUGGAGGGAUAUAUGGAAGGACUCAUAGACAGCAGUGAAAACAUUGAGGAAAUUGGCCUGGACUCCUCUUCCAUCCCUGAAGAUCCUCCUGUAGACCUUGCCUCUUGCCCUACUGCAAAGAAGUUACAUUGUUCACCUAAAAACACAACUAUUACUUCAGCUAACACACCACCAAAUGACCCACCACCAGUGACCUUUGACCCCACCGUUUCUGAAGUCUCUCAUAUUGAAGUCUCUCUACCUUCAUCUUUAAACUCAAACCUCAAUAACUGUGGUGUAUUCAACAAUUACCUCUUUCGGCAAGAUCCCAAAACUGGACAGCUUUACCUGGUCCCUGUUCAAAUCCGAGCCCCCGAUUCUGUACCAGGCCUGGACAUAAACUUAUCUCUGGUGCCACCAUCUUUAAAGGGACUAUUAGCAAAUUCACAAAUCAAUGACAGCACUAGCUUCAAUGCUCCUCCUUUAGAUAAUAAUUGUAGCUUUUUAAUUGACAAUAAAAGUGAAAAUGGACAAGCUAAGCCAAGUAGACAAACCUCAGCGUCCAUGUCUCCAGAGGUCCACCCAGCUCUACAGGAGGUGAUAGACCUGCUCAAAGGGGAGUUUACUCUCAACUCUGGUUUGGACAAUGGACACGAGGACAUCGCAAUGGGGGAGUACAUCUUCUCUCUAAAGGAGCUGGAGUUCUCUGUGUUUGCGGAUGUGGUGAGGCAGAGGUUCAGUGACCUGUACUGGGAUGAGGAUCUGCUGGGAGUGUUGCACUGUCUGGUCAACUACAGCUCAGUCACUAUCCCAUACAGGAGCAGUAAUGAGCAGGCAGCUUCAAAGGCAGUGAAAAGGGCAUCUCGCAUUGAAGUAGCUCCCCCUGGUGGCUGGAGAGAAGACUGCAGAGAGCUGUGCCUGGACCUCAAUGGAAACAUCCACACUACAGCUGCUACUGAUGCAGAGGACACAUGGGACCAGGCUGAGCUCAAGGCUAGUCAUGGACAAGCAAACCAAGCUGAAGACGAUGAACUAGGAGCAGAGCAGAGGCAGAGAGGCAUUUUUCAAGGCAUAAGCACAGACAGUUCGGACACUGGUUUGAUGGAGGGCGGGGAACAUUCGGCGGGGGGCAGCGAUGAAAGCCCCUCUGAAGCCGAGCUAGCGCUGGGCAGAGACGAAGCAUCCAUGGACCUGGAGGACAGCGACUCGGGGGCUUCGGAUAGGCGGCUCUCCCCGGGGACAGUGAGGGGUUUUGGGGCAGAGGGAGCGGGGCCAUCCUUGAGCUCAGCCUGGGACCUAGCCUUCUAUGAGGAGCAGUGCUUUAGUGAAGAGGUGGUGAAGUAUGCAGUGGAUCUGGGUCAGCAUACAGGAGGAGCGGCGUGUGUGGACGUGAAAACACAGGAAGUACAGCAGCAGUUGGUAAUUGAGACGAGAAAUUUGAAGAAAACAAGGAAUUUCUAUCACAAAUUACUUCAACAGGAGAGAAAGAACAAAGGCUCUGACAACAAAGCGAUGUUGAGUAAACUGAAGUCUCAGCUGGAGGAGCUGCGGUCCAGGGUGAUAUUCCUGGAAAGUGUCAAGAAAUACCUCGAGGUUUUGAGCAUUGACCAGUGGGGGUUGGAGGUAUCACUUCUGCCCUCUCUGGCUGAUUGUGGAGCUGACGGUCUGGAGCUGCAGGCUUCAGAGGAUUCUUCUGUUUUGUCGUUUAACUGCUGUAAAGGGAGGAGCACUCUGCAGCUCGGCUCUCCUCUGGGACUCAUGGCUUAUCUCUUUGCCAGAAAUGCUGCUAUGGAGGGCUACAUCCAGCAGUUUUUGUACACUUUCCGCUACUUCUGCACCCCAGAGGAGUUACUACAGUUUCUAAUGGACAAGUAUAUGAGCGCUGCAAGGGAGGGUCCGGACUUGUCAGGGGACAGUCUGAAGGUGUUUCACAGGAGCCUGGACCUGCUGCAGCUCUGGGUCUCACCCUGUAAAGACGUGGACUUCACAGGGAGAAGCAGCCUGAUGGAGACACUAGAAAACUUUAUCAUCACACAGGUGAUCCCGGUGGACAGUCGUGGAGAGGCCCUUCUGUCUGCUCUGCACAGCUCCACUCACACCACCUCAGCCCAGGACAGAGGCAGUCAGCUCAGCCUGGUGGAGGAGGACGACCUGGUCUGUCUCCACUCGUCAACUGAGGAUCUGGGGAAAAGGUGGCGUAUAUCUCGUGUGGUGGAGCCCUCUCCCUCUCUGCCCAAAGACAAGUCGUUCUCCAUCUCGGCUGCUCUCCCCGUGCCCUGUUACGCCUCUCUGUUUGAGGACCUGCCCAGCGCCUCUGUGCACGCUGAGGAGAGACUGCCCUUUUGCCAGAGCGAAUACAGCCCGCAGCACCUGGCCCAGCAACUCACUCUAAUCGAACAGGAGAUUUUCCGGAGGUGUCACCCGGUUCAUUUUCUGAACUCCAGAACUCAGGGGGUCACAGACAAUGCCCUGAGCACAAACAAAAACGUGUCCUCCCCAGUGUGUCCAGCAGAGGGCAGUGGCGCUCUGUCUGCAGAUCACAGCUCUUUACAUCAGCUGCUCCUCCACUCGGACCGCGUGUCUCACUGGGUCUGCGCUGAAGUGGUCCUGUGUGACUCUGUGAAGACUCAAGUUGCUUUGCUGACCAAGUAUCUGUGGAUUGGAAAACACUGCUACGAAUCCCGAAACUUUGCCACCGCCAUGCAAAUCCUGGGAGGCCUGGAGAACGUGAUCGUCAGGCAAUUACCCGCCUGGAAACACCUGCCCACUAAGGUGUGUGAAAUCCUGGAGGAGCUGAGAGCUGUUCAGGUGUUUCUGAAGAGUGACGAUUUGUGCCUGAUGGGAGGGGACCACAUGAGGAGGAGGCCCACUCUGCCCUCGGCUCACAUCCUGGCUCUGCACAUACAGCAGCUGGAGAUCGGAGCGUUCAAACUCACCACCGGAGCAUACAAGUGGAACAAGCUCAGGAGGAUAGCGAAGGUGGUGAGCCAGGUCCAUGCAUUCCAGGAGGCUGUGUUUCCCUACAGUCCAGACCGGGACCUCCAGUCAUACCUGCGGGUCCGGAUUACACGGAUGGGCUCCGCAGACAUCCACCAGCUGGCCUCAGGAAACCAGGCCAACUUCCAACAGACCAGCGAGCGCCAAGCACGGAGAAUUCAUGACACACUGCGGAGGGUCAAGGCCAGCUUUCAGUGAGCUCUGCCCCAAAACAAGACCCCGACACUGGGUCGACAGCACACAGCUACAGCCUCUGGACCCACACCUCCAGCCUGGGCCUGUGCAGACCAGAAAACUAUUUUAACAAAUGUUUAUUUUUAAAUGCACUUACACAGAGACAGUAUUCUCAAAUCUUCCAGAAUAUAUUUUACCGACCAUAUGUUUUGACAAAGUGGUACAGGUUGAAUGUAUAGUUUUCAAAUGUAUUUUUCUUUAACUAGAAAAGUGAGAAUUGUAUUUGAAUUUGAGUCCUCUCAUCUGAUGGAAUAAGAGCACCAGAAACCCUUUGCAGACAUGAACAUAACAUGCAAACUUUGACCCAACCCAGCCCAAAAAUCAGACCCCAGACCAUCUCGUGUGAGGCAGUAGUACCA